AUGGGGUAUGCAAACAACCGGGUGGCUGUCGGAGAAGAUCACGGCCUUGAAGCUUUGUGGACAGAGCACCGUCAUUUGGCGAGAAGAACGGAGGACAUCGCCAAUAAUAUAGAUCGCUUAUUUGGAGAAAUGCGCCGAGAAUUGAGGUUGAUUAACGCUCGUCUCGAUCGGAAUGUUCAUGCUCGAACGGUAACUCCGGUGGUUAUGCCGGCAGUGAGACGGGAGCCCGUGACGGAUAGAGAGCGGCAACAAGAUAUUCAGCGGCCAAUAGAAUCAGAUUCGGAUGUGGAACUGAGACAAUUUAAUUUGGGGGAAUUGACUGAUUCAGAAGAGCCGGAUUUGAUUCGAAGACCUCGCCGGAAUGCCAGAGAUCGCUAUCCAGGUGAAUUUCGAGUUAAAUUAGAUAUACCUUUUUUUGAGGGAAAACUACACAUAGAAGACUUCUUGGAUUGGGAGAGGGCCGUUGAAACCUUCUUCGAAUACAUGGAGAUUGAACCAGAGAAGCAGGUGAAGUAUGUGGCUUGCAGAUUGAAAGGCGGCGCUAGCACGUGGUGGCAACAAAUUAUUCAAUCCAGGAGGCGAGAAGGGAAGGUAUCAACACUGUGCGCAAGAUACAUUGGAGGACUGAAGGAGUCAAUUCAGGAUCGUCUUGAGCUAAACUCGAUUUGGUCGUUAUCGCAAGCCGUGAACUAUGCUCUCAAGGUAGAGACACAGUUGCAGAGACAGAUGCAUCAUAGGCCGCUCAGGAGAAAUUUUGAAUUUCAGCUGAGGCAUGUAAAAUGGGUUCUCAGAACAUACCGGGUAGUAACAGACCAACGUCAAGCCACAGCGACCAACAAUUCAUUUUCUGGUAAUGGCAUGAAAAUUGUGGAAACCAAGGAAAAUCAAAAGGGAAAGGGUCCUGUACGGGAGAACCCGUAUGCUAAACUUUCGGGUAUUAAGUGUUUUCGAUGUUUCCAAGUGGGCCACAAAUCCAACGAAUGUCCGACCCGGACACAAAUUCAAUUGAUGGAUGGUGAGGAAGAAGAAAAUUUUGAAGACAGCAAUGUGACCGUUGAUACCGACGCAGAAGAUACGGCAGGAGAUGAAGGCGAUCCUCUGGGUAAAGUCUGUGAUUUACUCAUCGACAGCGGCUGUACUGAGAAUGUUAUUUCUCGAGCGGUUGUUCAAGCAUUACAACUUAAAACCUCCCCUAAUCCAAAUCUGUAUAAGAUAAGCUGGGUACGAAAGGGAAUCGAAAUUACAGUCUCGGACAUGUGCAAAGUUUCGAUAUUUAUUGGCCGACACUAUGUGAGUGAAAUUCUGUGCGAUGUUGUAGACAUGGAUGCCUUGCUCAGCGCUUGGAGGGAGUCUGAUUGCAUCCUGGCAUUAAUCAUUUCAGAACAGAACUCCUCUGCAGAACCUUGUGCAGUCCCAAAGUGUAUCAGCCAGUUAUUACAUCGUUUUAUGGACAUUGCUCCUCCUGAAUUACCGUCCGAGUUACCUCCGGUUAGAACAAUUCAACAUCAAAUUGAAUUAACUCCAGGAUCGACGUUGCCCAAUUUGCCACAUUACCGCAUGAGCCCGAACGAAAACAAGGUCUUACAACAAAUUGUUGAUGAAUUGCUUGAGAAACAAUUAAUCCAACACAGCAUCAACCCAUGCGCAGUGCCGGCUCUACUAGUGCCCAAGAAGGAUGGUAGUUAG
Molecule: messenger RNA, 1686 nt
Organism: Dendrobium catenatum
Lineage: Eukaryota; Viridiplantae; Streptophyta; Magnoliopsida; Asparagales; Orchidaceae
Exons: 5
Coding region: 1-1686 (561 amino acids)
Molecular function (GO): zinc ion binding; nucleic acid binding
Source: RefSeq, a predicted model, not a curated record